AUGACUCGUGCCAAGAAAAGCACAACAGGCGCAACCACGACCGAGUUGGUCGUGAAACCCCCGCGCAAGAAGCCAGGCCCAAAGCCAAAGGCCCUUUCGGAGCGCGUCUAUAAGCCAGCCAAGCCAAUCCAGCGCAUCGAGAACAGCUACUCACAGAGAAGGAAGGAAGAAGUUCUCUUGUAUCUUCUCAACCACACUAUCUAUGAUCCCGAUAGUUGGAAGUCGGUCAAUUGCUAUAGAAAGCCUUUCCAAAGAGAUGCUGCGAAGCAUUUUAAGAUACCAGAGGCCACGAUACAUACUUGGUGGAAGAAUAGGACGUCCAUCUUGAAUAGGGAGAAGAAAUCAAGGAAGAAGAAGGACUCAAAGGAUCUACCCGCCCUAGAAGCGGGAGAGAUUCAGAAUAAAUGA
Molecule: messenger RNA, 408 nt
Organism: Fusarium falciforme
Lineage: Eukaryota; Fungi; Ascomycota; Sordariomycetes; Hypocreales; Nectriaceae
Exons: 2
Coding region: 1-408 (135 amino acids)
Source: RefSeq, a predicted model, not a curated record